Ictalurus punctatus (channel catfish) is the source of this 567-nucleotide messenger RNA. RefSeq names its product calcium binding protein 5b (gene cabp5b). The record is from RefSeq and is a predicted model, not a curated record. Gene Ontology annotation, molecular function: calcium ion binding. Lineage: Eukaryota; Metazoa; Chordata; Actinopteri; Siluriformes; Ictaluridae. Bases 1 to 567 code for a protein of 188 amino acids. The transcript is spliced from 6 exons.
AUGGAAGCACAGCCGUACAUGUUCACACACUCGCUUUCUCAGGGCCAGGAGGAGUCACGUGUGUGUCUAGGUCCAGCUUGCAUCUUUCUGAGAGGGAAGAACAUUGAGCGGAAACUUGUAGCUGAAGAGAUAGAAGAAUUGCGACAGGCCUUUAUUGAGUUUGAUAAGGAUAAGGAUGGGCUCAUCAACUGUAAAGACUUGGGCAACCUGAUGCGGACAAUGGGAUACAUGCCCACUGAGAUGGAGCUGAUCGAACUCAGCCAGAACAUCAAUAUGAACCUUGGAGGCCAAGUAGAUUUUGAGGAUUUUGUGGAAAUUAUGGCUCCUAAGCUCUUAGCAGAGACGGCUGGAAUGAUUGGCCUAAAGGAGCUAAAGGAAGCAUUCAGAGAGUUUGACAUGGACGGUGAUGGCGCCAUCACUAUUGAGGAGCUAAGGCAUGCUAUGGAAAAGCUGCUUGGGGAAAACACUAACAGGAAAGAGAUUGAGGCUGUGGUGAGAGAGGCUGACAAUAAUGGAGAUGGUACAGUGGACUUUGAAGAAUUUGUCAGAAUGAUGUCACGAGAUUAA